Molecule: messenger RNA, 4116 nt
Organism: Dentiscutata heterogama
Lineage: Eukaryota; Fungi; Glomeromycota; Glomeromycetes; Diversisporales; Gigasporaceae
Source: the annotation of a GenBank genome assembly
GAGAUUUUUCCGUCAACAAGCGUUGAAGAAGUUGUUUGUGCCAAUUUUACUUCGUCUAGGGAUAUUAACAUUAUAGUUGCACGUUCAUCUAUAUUACAAAUUUACAAAUUUGUUGAGAGAAUUGAGAUUUCAUUAGAAGACGAAGAUAAUGAUUUGGGCCAAGAAAUAGAAAAAGAGAAGGAUGAGACGUUUCUAUUAACGCUCAAACCGGCAACAAAUCCGUCAUUCAAGACUGGUCAUCUUGAACUUAUCUCACAGUACAAGCUUCAUGGUAAUAUAACAUCUAUGGGAGUUGUGCGAACGAUUUCUUCGGGGGCAAACGGUAUGGAUAGUCUGUUAUUAAGCUUUAAGGAUGCAAAGUUGUCGCUUUUGGAGUUUUCGCUGGCGACUAACAACAUCGUCACGGUAUCUAUCCACUAUUACGAACGAGAGGAAUAUAAGCUAGAAUUUCUAGCAAAUACACGUCCGACCGAAUUGAGGGUGGAUCCAUCCAAUAGAUGUGCUGUAUUGAAUUUUUUUGGUGAUAAACUGGCGAUUCUUCCUUUUCGUCAAGAAGAAGCCUUAAAUUUAGAUGAAGAAGAGGUUGCAAGCAAGUGGCCUUAUUUACCAAGCUUUGUCGUCGAGCUGCCUUCCAUUCAAUCACGAAUUAAAAAUGUCAUAGAUAUGAAAUUCUUGUAUGAUUAUUACGAGCCGACUUUAGCCAUACUUUUUGAAUCAUGUCAAACCUGGCCAGGUAAAAUGAACACAAAUAAGGACACUUGUUCUCUCGUCGUUGUGUCACUAGAUAUUUCACAAAAAGUAUAUCCAGUCAUAUAUUCUAUGGAUAAGUUACCACAUUCCAGUGUGAAAUUAAUUCCAAUUCAAAAACCCGUUGGUGGUAUCCUCGUUAUAACAGCAAACGCGAUGAUUCAUGUGGACCAAAGCUCUCCAGGAAUUGGUAUUGCGGUUAAUGGAUAUGCAACGUCCACAACAGAUUUUCCACUUGACCAUUCAUUCGAGCAUUUAGGUCUUGCUCUAGAAGGAUGUCAUUAUGUUUUCUUAGACAAAGAUGAAAUUUUACUUUUUUUGCGUAAUGGUGACAUGUACUUAGUAAAACUGAUAAAGGAUGGACGAUCUAUAUCUAGGAUUACAAUAGAGAAAGUUGGUACUAAUACGUUGCCAUCAUGUGCUUGCCACGUAGCUCCGGGAUAUUUCUUUUUAGGAUCACGACUGGGCGAUUCACAUUUGGUUCAAUAUAAAGUUGCUAGGUCCAAUUACAAGACGGAUGGUGCGGUGAAUGGUUUUAGUAAUAUGUCGCGAAGAAAUACCUUCGAUUUUGAUGCAGAACUAUAUGAAACUGAUACAACAAGUAGUAUAAAUCUUGCAAGCAUAAGCAGCAAAACAAGUACUAAAUUUCCAACAACCUCUGAAUACAACUUCACUAUAUGCGACACACUUAUUAACGUUGGACCAAUAGUGGAUUUGGCUUAUGGCGAAUUAGCAUUCACCGAGGAAGAGUCUCAUUUACACACUGUGCAUAAAGAAUUAGAGUUGGUCUCUUGCUCUGGUUCCGGCACGACUUCCUCGCUUUGUAUAUUUCACCGUAAUAUAAAUCCAAUAGUAUCGAGCUCUUUUGCAAUGACUGAUUGUUUAAAUAUGUGGACGGUAUCAUGCAGAGAUGUCAUAUUUCAAAAUAUGAACAUCGAUACUGUGGACACAGAUUAUUUUCAUAAAUUCCUAUUUAUUUCAAAAAAACAUAGGACAAUGGUUCUUGCUUGUGGCGAAGAAUUACAGGAACUUGAGCAUUCUGACUUUUAUACGGAAGGUCCGACAGUGGCCGUUGGAUCAGUGUUGAAUGGGUCACUAAUAUUACAAAUUUGUGGUCAUGGACUCCGGCUUCUUGAUCAAGAUGGAAAGCUUGUGCAUAUAAUACCGACUCAGGAUGAUCCUGAAAAGAACUUAAUUGUAUUUGCGAGCAUUGUUGACCCAUAUGUGUUGUUAUUAUUUGACACUGGUGACAUUAAGUUAUUAAAGACUGAUGAUAAGUCAAAGAGCAUUGAGCUUUAUUCACAGUCUCCGAGUAUUAACGAUAUUCCUACUGCGUCGUGUUAUAUAUAUCGAGAUGAUACCGGUCUUUUUACUCUUGUCAAAGAUGAUGUCGUGGGUGCAGUAAACGAAACAAAUAUAAGCGGUUUUGGUGAGAACGUCAAAUCCGAAAGCUUUUGGUGCGUACUGUAUCGGCAAGAUGGCUCCUUGGAGAUUCAUAAACUUCCUGAAUUUAAGGAGGUGUUCCAUUUUCCGCAUUUUGAUUUAUCACCAGCUGUUCUCACCGAUGUUAUAACGCGACAAAAUGUAAAAGCUUCUGGACAGACUGUGGAAAUUCAAGAGAUUUUAUUAAUAAACAUUGGUCGACAAGCAAAGGAUCCAUAUCUAAUUGCGCGUUCUAGUGUUGGUGACAUCAUGAUUUAUAAGGCCUUCCGAUAUAUGCCUGGCACCGACAUAUCAGAUCCUUUCUUAAAGUCACAAUCUCAAAGCGAGUUGACCGAUCGCCUAGCUAUACGAUUUUCGCGUAUCCCUCAGGAAUAUAUAUCACGCGAAACGAUGUAUAGUGAUAUCCAUGAUAAACCUGUAACUAGAAGGUCAACUCUUCAAGAAUUGAAUGUUGAUGAAAUUGAUCAAACGAACCAUGAUGUAGAAAAGCGAAGAACUAUUCUUAGACAGAUAAAUCGACAACUGAUACCCUUCACUAAUAUAGCGGGUUACUCCGGUGUUUUUGUAACAGGUGCGAAGCCUCUUUGGUUGAUUUGUGCGCGCAAUAAUUAUCUGAGGGUGCAUCCGAUGAAUGCAGACGGCGAAAUACGAAGUUUUACACCAUUUCAUAAUGUACAUUGUAAACAUGGCUUUUUGUACACUAAUACUCAGGACGUUUGUCGAUUGUCAGAGUUACCGACUGAUUUUCAAUAUGAUAUGGAAUGGACUGUGAAAAAAGUUCAAUUAAAUCGUUCUGUUUACGGAAUCGAAUAUCAUCCAGAAAUGCAGGUCUAUGCGUUGUUAACAUCAUUACCCGUUGAAUUUCUACUGAGGGAUGAAAAUGGUGAACCUAUAGAAUUUGAACGAGAUAGUUCCCAAUUUUUACCUGAAACCCAAAAAUUUACUCUUGAAUUGAUAUCUCCAGUCACUUGGGAAACUGUAGACAGGCACGAUUUCCAUGAUGAUGAACAAGGUCUAUGUAUAAAAUGUGUAAGUCUCCAAACAAAAUCCACUACUAGUGGUCGAAAAUCAUUUAUUGCCAUUGGUACUGGAAUCUUCCGUGGAGAAGAUGUUGGUAUGCGAGGAAAUGUUUAUGUAUUUGAAAUAAUUGAAGUCGUGCCGGAGCCUGAUAAUCCGCAAACAAAUCACAAAUUUAAAUUGCUAUGUCAUGAAGAAGUAAAAGGUUCAGUAACUGCAAUUUGUGAUGUCAACGGAUACUUAUUAACGUGUGUCGGACCAAAGGAGGAACCAGCGAAACUAGUGUUAGUUGGUAAAGAUUAUCAUUCUAUGGAAGUCGGGUGCACUAAUUUUAUAAUCGAUGAGCCUGUAUUAUAUUUUGCAGUGGCAGAUAUGGAUAAAAAUAUACAUUUGUUUCAAUACGCACCUUAUAAUGUACAAUCAUUUGCUGGUCAGAAACUUAUUCGCAGAGGCGAUUUUCAUGUUGGCGCGCAAGUAAAAACAAUGUUAUCAUUGCCAAAAAAAGAAUUAGUAAGAAGAGAACAUUCUAUUGACCAGGAUAUACCUGUGAUGGAAGAGGAAACCAGUGGGCAUAAACAGCUUUGCUUAUGCGGAACUCUUGACGGAAGUAUUGGUAUGAUAACCCCAAUACCCGAAAAGAUGUAUAAACGAAUGCAAUUGUUGCACUCGCAAAUGGUGAAUGGAAUACAACACCCAGCGGGUCUCAAUCCUAAAUCAUUUAGGCUUAUGCAAUCAAAGCAACGACUAGCCAUUAAUCCAGCUAAAGGAAUUUUGGAUGGUGAUCUUUUAAUCCAAUUUCCAAAUUUAGCAUUACAUCGACAACGAGAAAUGACUAAGCAAAUUGGAACGACAGUAGAAAGGAUUUUAGACGACUUGUUGGUGUUGCAAGAAUCAUGUGACUAUUUCUAA